AUGCUCCAAGCUAGCUCUACGCUCCAAAUACCCACAUACGUGACGACACAAAACCGCGCGAAACUCGGCGACACGAUCGGCGAGCUGCAACCGUAUCUCCAAGGCGCGCAUGUGCGCGCCAACGUCGACAAGACGUUGUUUUCAAUGAUCACACCAGAGAUCGAAGGCCUCUUGCCGAAGGUUGUUGAGUCGACGGAUAAGACUGUCCUGGAUGCUAUUAUUGUCGGGAUCGAAACGCAUAUCUGUGUCACGCAAACGACGUUGGAUCUGCUCGAGCGGGGACACAGGGUGUAUGUGCUUGUUGAUGGGGUGAGUAGUGUUAAUGCGGAAGAGAGAGGGAUCGCCCUGGCGAGGAUGAGGGAUGCCGGGGCGGUUGUGACUACGAGUGAGAGUAUUUUGUUUGAGAUUUUGGGUGAUGCGGAGCAUGCGCAGUUUAAGAUGGUUAGUGGGCUGGUGAAGCAAAUGAAGGGGGAGACGAAGGGGUCUUUGGAAGCGUUGUCGAAGAUUUGA
Aspergillus tanneri is the source of this 510-nucleotide messenger RNA. Its product is annotated as putative isochorismatase family hydrolase. The record is from RefSeq and is a predicted model, not a curated record. The transcript has a single exon. The coding region runs from base 1 to 510 and encodes 169 amino acids. NCBI's taxonomy places the organism in Eukaryota, Fungi, Ascomycota, Eurotiomycetes, Eurotiales, Aspergillaceae.